CGAGAUGCAUAAUUCUUCUUGCAUACGUCAACAUCCUAGACAAGGUAUGCAGGAUGCAGCAAAUACUGGCUCAAGAGGCUCGGCUGGCGUAGACUACUGGGGCCGGAUCACAUUCGGGAAUACCUCCAGGGCAGUUGUGAUACGUCUACAGAUAUAAAUGUCUAGACCAAGUCAACACACAUUGCUAGUCGACUGUUCCUUUCUUUUUCGUUUGACAUGAGCAAAAUUCUCCUCCUCGGCGCCACAGGCUAUGUCGGUGGCACUAUACUGUCCCAGCUACUGGGCAGCACCGAAACCAGCCUACGCUCGUUGAAUAUUGACCUCCUAGUCCGACAUGAGCAUCAAGCCGAAAAGCUGCGCAGUAUCUAUGGCGAACGCAUCCAAACUAUUCCCUGGGUUGGCCUGGACGACAUUCAGUUCACUGAACAGACCGCAACUCGUUACGAUGUCAUCAUAAACGCUAGCUCUGGCUUCUUCACAGCCGGUGCGAAAGCUCUUGUCGAUGGGCUUGCGCGCCGCGUUCAAGCAGGUCAGCCCGUCCCCUGGCUGCUCCAUAUCUCUGGAUGCACAAACUUGGUCGAUCUAUCCAAGCCGCCAUUCGAAUGGAACGAUGAACAGGACGGUCAGGCCAUCUUCGACUACCUGAAGUCUCUUGAUCUGCAGACACCAUACCCACAGCGAACGACAGAGAUUACAGUGCUGGAAACCGCAAGCCAGAAAGGCGUGCAAGCCAUCAGUCUGCAGGCUCCUUGCAUCUUUGGCGAAGGCUCAGGGCUGUUCAAUCAGCAAGGCUUAGUGAUUCCUUUGAUCCUUCGAUACGCUGUGCAGCAUGGCUACGGCUUUAAAUUGAAUGACGAGGCUAACUUCGACUGGGUUCAUGUCGCUGAUCUGGCCAAUUACUUCAUUCUCCUGGUUCGUACCAUCAUCGAACGCCCAGAUCGCGGCGUUGGCUACAUCCCAUCAGGAAAGCAGGGCAUACUUUUCCCUACCGUUGGCCGAACCCUCAUCACAGAGAUCAACCAAAAGGCAUUGGACGUUGCCUUCGAAGCAGGUGUCCUGCCCCGGGAGGAUACUCCUCAACACAAAGAAAUCCGCCUUGCGCCGUUGCAGGAAAUCGCAGAUAAGCUCACCGCUGGCUUCUGCGAUGUUGCGGCGCGCGGAUGGGGCGGUCAAAAGGCGGUCAAGGGCACAAUAGGAGGUAACCUUCUAGGAUGGAAGCCGACGAGACUGCAACAGGCGUGGGACCAGGACUUCCGUGAUGAGUUGAUUGCGUUGAGCGAGGGCCGCCGGGGCAUCACCAUAGCUAACUGCAUUGGCGGCGAUGUCAGCGAACCCUGAACUUGCUCUGGAAAAAUCUUCUCUGUCCCGCGGCAUAUUCAGUGCCAUACCUAGCGAUAUACUGGUUAUUCCUUCUGCUGUUGAAGAUCGUACCGGUGUUAGGUCUGGCGAGGGGUCCUUCAUUGUCUCGACGCAUCUCAAGCCAGUUUUGCACAAUCCUCCCUCGGAUGAGGCCCCGUUUCUAGAAAUUCUUACAUACGCAGUGGGUCUUCUCUUAUGCAACGGUCGCGGAUCGUGCCUUCGUUCGGCACGGCUGUCCCGCUUCCCCCCGCCAUCAGUGGUCUGAUGUGGAUACUACACAUGAACAGCCCAUGUAUACUCACCUAUCGAGACAACGGUACCGUACCUAUAUUCAUGAGAUUG
Messenger RNA from Boeremia exigua, 1701 nucleotides. RefSeq lists its product as uncharacterized. NCBI's taxonomy places the organism in Eukaryota, Fungi, Ascomycota, Dothideomycetes, Pleosporales, Didymellaceae. The record is from RefSeq and is a predicted model, not a curated record. The transcript is spliced from 3 exons. The coding region runs from base 217 to 1338 and encodes 373 amino acids.